ACUCCUCCCCCGAGUUCGAUGCGCUCGUCUCUCGGCUCUGCUCAGGUUUGUCAGUGCGGGCGAGAGCGCUGCUAAACAUGGCGUCGGACGGGAUGAUUUUAACCAACCACGACCACCAAAUCCGAGUUGGAAUAUUGACAGUGAGUGACAGCUGCUUCAGAAACCUUGCUGAGGACCGCAGUGGAGUCAACCUCAAAGAUCUUGUCCAUGACCCGUCCUUGCUUGGAGGCAUAAUCUCUGCAUACAAAAUAGUCCCUGAUGAAAUUGACGAGAUCAAGGAGACGCUGGUGGACUGGUGCGAUGAGAAGAAGCUUAACUUGAUCCUGACCACUGGUGGAACAGGGUUUGCACCCCGUGAUGUCACGCCUGAGGCCACCAGAGAGGUGAUCGAGCGUGAAGCUCCAGGGAUGGCUCUAGCAAUGCUCAUGGGCUCCCUAGAUGUCACGCCACUCGGCAUGCUGUCCAGACCUGUAUGUGGAAUCAGGGGCAAAACCCUCAUCAUUAAUUUACCUGGGAGCAAGAAGGGCUCACAGGAGUGCUUUCAGUUCAUUCUGCCUGCUCUGCCGCAUGCCAUAGACCUGCUGCGGGAUGCCAUAGUAAAGGUAAAGGAGGUACACGAUGCUCUAGAGGACCUGCCGUCCCCUCCACCGCCCCUCUCCCCUCCACACACCACCAGCCCCCACAAGCUGACAGAAGACAAGGGUGUGCAGUGUGAGGAAGAUGAUGAGGAGAAGAAGGACAGUGGCGUGGCGUCCACAGAGGACAGCGGCUCCUCUCACAUCACAGCAGCUGCUAUUGCUGCUAAGAGCAUGAAGUCUCAUCCCAGCCAUGCUGUUGUCAUUGCGAAAGGUGGACAGCCCUUGAGUGGCUUCAUCCCGUCCACCUCCAUUCCCUCCCAUUUCACCUGCUCCUGCAGCGAUACGAUACCAGAGUCCAUCAUUUCACGAGGUGUGCAGGUUUUGCCACGGGACACCGGCUCUCUCAGCACCACGCCCUCGGAGUCUCCUUGUGCUCAGCAGUCCCGCCUCUCCACUGCCUCCUGCCCCACCCCCAAAGCCCGGCUCACCUCCUGUUCAUCCACUUGUAGUGUCACAGAGGCUGUAUCAGGUGAGUUACUGUCCUGUGGCUUCCUCCAGGCCUCACGGAGAGAGUUCAGGGCUCACCUGGAUGAGGUCAUCACGCUCAAGUCAAGGUACUCUACCUUGGACCAGCUCCACUCUAGGCUGGAGGGGCUCAAAGAUGAUCGCAGGAACCAUAGGACCUUCGACUCGCGAGUGCAGUCACGAUGCAGCAGCAAGGAGAACAUCCUGAGAGCAAGUCACAGUGCAGUGGAUAUCACCAAAGUAGCUAGGAGACACCGCAUGUCCCCAUUUCCCCUCACUUCUAUGGACAAGGCCUUCAUCACUGUGCUGGAGAUGACUCCUGUCCUGGGUACAGAAAUCAUCAACUACAGAGAUGGAAUGGGUCGAGUUCUGGCUCAGGACGUCUAUGCCAAAGACAACCUGCCUCCUUUUCCUGCAUCAGUUAAAGAUGGCUACGCUGUUCGAGCUGCUGAUGGUCCUGGUGAUCGCUUCAUCAUUGGAGAGUCUCAGGCAGGGGAGCAGCCCACUCUCACAGUUAUGCCAGGCCAAGUGAUGAGGGUGACGACAGGUGCUCCUAUCCCAUGUGGUGCAGAUGCUGUAGUGCAAGUAGAAGACACAGAACUGCUACGAGAGUCUGAAGACGGUACAGAGGAGUUAGAGGUGAGGAUCCUGGUUCAGGCUCGUCCAGGACAGGAUAUCAGGCCUAUAGGACAUGAUAUCAAGCGUGGAGAGUGUGUUCUGGCUAAGGGCACUCACAUGGGUCCAUCUGAGAUCGGCCUCCUGGCCACUGUAGGAGUCACAGAGGUGGAGGUGCAGAAGUUCCCAGUUGUAGCAGUCAUGUCCACCGGCAAUGAGUUGUUAAACCCUGAGGAUGACCUUCACCCUGGCAAGAUCAGGGACAGUAACCGAUCCACACUGUUGGCCACCAUUCAGGAACAUGGCUAUCCCACCAUCAACCUCGGCAUCAUCGGAGACAACCCAGACGACCUGCUGAGCGCCCUGAACGAGGGCAUUAGUCGUGCUGACGUCAUCAUCACCUCCGGGGGCGUGUCCAUGGGUGAGAAGGACUAUCUGAAGCAAGUGCUUGAUAUAGACCUCCAUGCCCAGAUCCACUUCGGUCGAGUGUUUAUGAAGCCGGGUUUGCCUACUACGUUUGCCACAUUAGACACUGACGGUGCCAGAAAGCUGAUCUUCGCCCUUCCAGGUAAUUUCACCUACAGAGACACAGGGGCGACUCUUCUGGAGACUGUGCCCCUGAGUGACAGCGAGGCCAGCAGACUGCCCGUGUCUCCUCCCCCACGAGGAAGUAACCCAGUGUCAGCUGUUGUAACCUGUAACCUCUUUGUUAUCCCUGCAUUAAGAAAGAUGCAGGGGAUCCUGGACCCACGGCCCACCAUCAUCAAAGCCAGGCUGUCAUGUGAUGUAAAGUUGGAUCCACGUCCAGAAUAUCAUCGCUGUAUACUGACAUGGCACCAUCAGGAACCACUUCCCUGGGCACAGAGCACAGGAAACCAAAUGAGUAGUCGGCUAAUGAGCAUGCGCAGUGCCAACGGCCUUCUGAUGUUGCCUCCGAAAACAGAGCAAUACGUGGAGCUGCACAAGGGUGAAGUCGUGGAUGUCAUGGUCAUAGGACGGCUAUGAUGUCAUCUUAAGGGGACAGACCAAGUACAGAGCAAGAAAGUGGUGCAUGUCCACAUAUCAUUACUAUUCUGUAAUAUGCAACGGCACAGCUAGGUUUUAUUGAUUUGGGAGAAGUUGAUCCAGUAUAAUCAACAUUUCGAACGAAGACGAAUAUGUGAAAUUUCUGAAAAUACGACUUCGAAGACAUCAUAGUAUUUCAAAGACAGAAAACAUUAUACCUUUUAAAGUGAGAAUAUAUAUAUAUAU
Carassius carassius (crucian carp) is the source of this 2969-nucleotide messenger RNA. Its product is annotated as gephyrin-like. Bases 78 to 2723 code for a protein of 881 amino acids. The record is from RefSeq and is a predicted model, not a curated record. Gene Ontology annotation, cellular component: postsynaptic membrane; cytoplasm; dendrite. Gene Ontology annotation, biological process: establishment of synaptic specificity at neuromuscular junction; molybdenum incorporation into molybdenum-molybdopterin complex; Mo-molybdopterin cofactor biosynthetic process. Lineage: Eukaryota; Metazoa; Chordata; Actinopteri; Cypriniformes; Cyprinidae. The transcript has 27 exons. Gene Ontology annotation, molecular function: molybdopterin molybdotransferase activity.